This is a messenger RNA of Micropterus dolomieu (smallmouth bass), 2097 nucleotides long. RefSeq names its product apelin receptor a (gene aplnra). Gene Ontology annotation, cellular component: membrane. Gene Ontology annotation, molecular function: G protein-coupled receptor activity. The transcript has a single exon. Lineage: Eukaryota; Metazoa; Chordata; Actinopteri; Centrarchiformes; Centrarchidae. Bases 147 to 1232 code for a protein of 361 amino acids. The record is from RefSeq and is a predicted model, not a curated record. Gene Ontology annotation, biological process: G protein-coupled receptor signaling pathway; immune response.
CUCCAAUUCCCACCAGUGAUCAACUCAGCAGAACCUAAAUCUCCUGAUUGCUGCUUUUAUUCACCUCCUGAAGACUUGGAACUUUACAGGACUCUUAUUUUUUGUAAACGAAGGAUUUGUAAAAACAAGACCUUUUCCACUGCAACAUGGAGACCACCACUGGGGAAUAUGUUGAUAGCUAUGAGUAUUAUGAUGAUAAUGAGACUGCCUGUGACUUCUCAGAGUGGGAGCCCUCUUACUCCCUCAUCCCGGUCCUCUACAUGCUCAUCUUCAUCCUGGGCCUGUCAGGUAACGGCGUCGUCAUCUUCACUGUGUGGAGAUCCAAAUCGAAACGUCGGGCUGCAGAUGUCUACAUAGGAAACCUGGCCCUUGCUGACCUCACCUUUGUUGUAACCCUACCUCUCUGGGCCGUGUACACAGCGCUGGGCUACCACUGGCCCUUUGGCGUGGCUCUGUGCAAGAUCAGCAGCUAUGUAGUUCUGGUCAACAUGUAUGCCAGUGUGUUCUGCCUCACCUGCCUGAGCUUUGACCGCUACCUGGCCAUUGUGCACUCUCUGUCCAGCAGCAGGCUGCGCUCACGGGGCACCAUGCUGGCGUCCUUGGGUGCUAUUUGGUUGCUGUCCUGCCUGCUGGCUGUGCCCACGCUGCUCUUCCGUACCACUGUGAACGAUCAAAACAGCAACCGGACCACAUGUGCCAUGGACUUCAGCCUGGUGACAAUGAACCAGAGGCACGAAUACCUCUGGAUCGCCGGGCUCAGCCUCUCCUCCUCUGCCUUAGGUUUUCUCCUACCUUUCUUGGCCAUGACCAUCUUCUACUGCUUCAUCGGCUGCACGGUCACACGUCACUUUAACAACGUGCGCAAGGAGGACCAGAAGAAGAAACGUCUGCUGAAGAUCAUCACCACACUGGUGGUGGUGUUUGCCAUCUGCUGGACUCCCUUCCACGUCCUUAAGAGCAUGGAUGCCCUCUCCUACCUGAACCUGGCUCCGAGCUCCUGCGGCUUCCUGCGCUUCCUGCUGCUGGCUCACCCCUACGCUACCUGCCUGGCCUACGUCAACAGCUGCCUCAACCCGUUCUUGUACGCCUUCUUCGACCUGCGCUUUCGUUCCCAGUGUCUGUGCCUGCUCAACCUGAAGAAGGCUAUGCAUGGCCAGAUGAGCUCCAUGUCAUCCACGCUCAGCGCCCAGACUCAGAAGUCAGAGAUUCAGUCUCUGGCCACCAAGGUGUAAAGGGUAAAAUGAAAGGUAGAGCAGGGCUGCAGGCCGGCCCCAGCUCCAACCACUGGAACACAGACUUUACGUGUGCAUUGUUCACAGCUGGUAAGACAAGAUGAUGAACUUUGAAUUGUCACUGCUCACAGUCAUGAAAUCCAUAACGUGCUCCUCCUGUUCUACAGUGAGAGAGGUGGAUGCUCUGUAUGUUGUGUGGACUUGAAGCCGGAGCCAGCUGGCUCAGCUCCUUAGCUACUUUGUUCCUCAAAUUCUCAGAGAAAAAAAGUGUAUUUUUUGUUUUGUCCUGCUCUGUAAAAGUUCUCACUUCUAUCACAAAGGAGGACAGAAUUAUGAUUUAAAAAACACACACUGAUGUUGGUAAUUGUGAAUCAAUUUACACAGAGAUCUGUUUACACUGGAUGCAACAUAAAGCUGUACAGUAUUUUCAUACCAUAGCAUUUUUUCCUUUUGUUCAGAUCUAUUGCUGUUUUGUUUUAGAAGCACUUGUUUAAAAAUGAAAAAAAAAAUGUGUGAGCAGGGAAAUGAAACAGAGAAGUGUCCUCUCAUAAACUUAUUGUUUGUGAAGGUAGAUGUCUGCAGGAGGGAGGUGUGGGGGGGGCGUAAGAGGAGAGAAGGUGUUGCAGCUUAAUUAUAUAGUUUGUGGAGAGGAGACUGGGGGCAGACAGGCAGAUGGCAAUUGACAAAUGUUGUUGGGGAACAGGAACCGGGUGGGGUGAGGUGGGGUGGAGGGGUUUCGCAGUGUAGUCACGGCACUAAAGGGGACAAAGAAACUGUAAAUAAAAGUUCCAAUUUGAUGUAUAUGUUUUAUUUUUUGACAUCACUGUAACUAACUACUGUAUUAAAGAUGUGCUCUAUGAACCUA